AUGGAUGAGUAUAGUUCAAAGAAAGCCGAGGGGUAUAAGGUGUCUUCAACAAAAAUAGUCGACAUUCCUAAAGUAGGUCAUCAUCUUAAUUCGGUCCCGGUAAACAUCACAAUACCCUAUGCAAACAGCUUGUUAGACGCCUACACUUUCUUCAAGAUGUUCAAGCCUCUUUUUGCAGACCUGAUCCUAAGCAUCCACGACAUUGUCAAUAGCCAAUCCUUCUUCCGCAACAGAUCCUGUGAGGAAGUCUUCAGGGUGAUAGAGAUAGAGCUUGGAUUCAUCUAUGAUGUGUUUUACACCAAAGUGGUUGUGAUUCACUCAAUCUUAGGUGGUUGUCUCCGGUUCUUUAGUUUUUUAUGUGUUCUUUCCGUAUUUGUGGCCUUCUUCAUCGCUGAGAAGCAAGAUUACUCUGCCGCACAUGUCAUCAUCACCUAUGUACUGCUGGCCGGAGCUGCCAUUCUUGAGAUGUAUGCCUUUCUUUUUCUACUUUGCUCUGACUGGACAAUGCUGUUGCUAAGCAAGCAUAAGAACAUUGCAGUGGAUCUCUUGUACCAAGUAAUUUCCCAUAUUCCAAAGUUUUUAAUACCCAAAAACAAGAGAUGGUCUAAUACAAUUGGACAAUACAAUCUUAUAGGAUUUUGCCUCAAAUACAGGCCUGGCAAGUGCAGUAUUUAUCUGAAGCACUUCGUAAGUUUUUACGAUCAGUUGGUAUAUGAGUACUAUUGCAAGAGGAUUAGCAUCCACAAGGAAUUGAAAGAGGUGAUCUUUAAGCAGCUUCAAAAGAAAUCUAGGGGAUCAAAACCUAGCGCUUGUAAGGAAUUAUGUGAUCAUAGAGGUGAAUGGGCUCUUAAGAAUGAGGAAUGUGACAGCAGACUUGGCUGGAGCGUUAUGGGAGAAUUUGAUGAAAGCAUUCUUCUCUGGCAUAUUGCAACAGAUCUCUGUUAUAAGUCUGAUACGGAUGAAAACUUAAACAACUCUCAACCGAAUCAAAGCUCAAACACAGUUAAGCGUUACAAUUCUAAAGAGAUCAGUAAGCUCUUGUCCGAGUAUAUGCUGUAUUUUCUGGUCAUGCGGCCAUUCAUGUUGCCCAAUGGGAUUGGACAAAUCCGGUUUCAAGACACAUGCGCAGAGGCAGUCGAGUUCUUUGAGGGGAGAAAAUUCAUAGCUGGAGAGAAGAAGGCUUGUGAAGCAUUAAUCAAAGUGAGCACUGAAAUUCUUCCGUCUGAAGUGAAAGGAGACAGAAGCAAAUCGGUGUUAUUUGAUGCCUGUGGCCUUGCGAAAGGCCUACAAUCCCUUGAAACAGAACAAAAUUGGGACAAGGAAAAGAAGUGGGAAUUGAUCAGCCAUGUUUGGGUGGAGAUACUAUCAUAUGCAGCCGGCCAAUGCCAGAAAAAUCAACAUGUCCAGCAGCUAAGGCGAGGUGGCGAGCUACUCAGUCAUGUCUGGCUUCUUAUGGCUCAUCUUGGUAUAACCAAACAAUUUCAAAUUACAGAUGGCCACGCGAGGACUAAGCUGAUUAUGCAAUGA
Molecule: messenger RNA, 1527 nt
Organism: Humulus lupulus (European hop)
Lineage: Eukaryota; Viridiplantae; Streptophyta; Magnoliopsida; Rosales; Cannabaceae
Exons: 1
Coding region: 1-1527 (508 amino acids)
Source: RefSeq, a predicted model, not a curated record